AUGUCGAUUCCGCAGAGGCGGACUCAUGCCGAGUUCGAAUCCAAUGCAGUCAAGUCCAACAUCAAGGAACAGCGUCUGCUUGAGAAGAACAUCAAUAUCCUCAAUGUGGAAGAAACUUAUGCCAUGCGUAUCCUUGACCUUGAUAGUCGUGAUAUUAAUACAUACCGUAAUAAAAUGAAUGAGCGGACGGCGAAAAUCAAAUCUCACCUCACAACUGUUGACAUUAUCAAAAUGAAGGAGCUUGAAGCUGCUGGAAAAAUGAAGGGAAUCGGUAACAAAACAGUGUCACCUUCAGCAGCCAUCCUGUCAGCAGCCGAAAAAAGACUUAAUAUAAAACCACGCCCAAAGACGUCUUUACCUGUCCGUCAAUAUCACAGUCGUAAAAACUCCCCGAAUAUCGAGGAAAAUAGAAGCGAUGACACUCUUAGUCAAGAGGAAUCUCAACCACGUGAUUAUAAAUAUCGUUCAUUAGUGAAGCAACCCUCACUUUCGAAUCUCCAUCAAGCGACUGCAAACGAUUCUGCAGAUCAAGAGUAUAACACAACAUGGGCUAGACCGUCUCCGAAACCUCGUAAGCGUCCAAAUAGUUCUUUCGUUUCCUCCAGCCGUUAUAGGAAUGGUGAUGCAGUCGACAAGGGGACAUCGAUUCCCUCACCUGUUGUAAAGAAGAUUGUCAUCCCAACGGCUGAAAAUGCUGACGAUACUGUUAGUGACAUAGAGGAACUUCCAAAUGAUCAGGUGUUUAUACCUUGCGAAGAAGAUAAUUCCCCUGUUGAGCAGGAAGUGUCUAUUGAAAAACCAGCACCGCGUCAGAAAUAUCGCAAAUUACCAAUUCCAACAAAAAGACAAGAACGCGAAAACAAAGGCGAAGUACAGACCAAAACUGAAAAGUCAAAAAACCAAUCACGCUGUCCUUAUAAGGGUACACCGAUGAAAGUGGUGCCUUCUGCCACUCCAGUGUCUAUGGUAUGUAAUGAUUCUACUGUAGGAGGAGGUCUACACAGAACAUCCCGGCCAGGAAGUGGGAUACCUGUGAAGAAUGGCGACGUGAAGUACGAAAACAGAAGACCACAAACAGCGAAACCUGUUUCAAGCGAAGACAGGGCAAUGGAGCACUUUCCUCGGUCUCACGAUAGCAAUGAAACGUCUCAUACCUCGAAUCGACCGAAAACUGCGAAAGUACCUCCUUCUCUUGGUUAUGCUGAGAUCCAUCGCAAUCGUCGCGUACGAUCACCAGAUCACAGUAUGAACACUCACCAUCCUAAAAUUCAUCAGAAUAAACCAGACAACCGGGACGUCGUUCGAAGUGUGUCAAGGAAAUUGCCAGUUCGUCCAGAAAGAUCUCCAAGUACCAGGAUUCCAAUACGUCCAGUCACGGCCCAUUCUCGGUCGGUAGAAAUAGAACUAGAAGAAUCUAGGCCUGUCCCACAGAGACGGCUUUCCCGUCCACGAACGGCGAAAGCAAACGUCAAUCCAAUGUAUACUGGUGUUGAAAGUAAGCAGCAUGUCCCUGAAUAUUCUACUCCGGAAAGCACGUCAUCUCUUCCACCGCCUAUCAGUCCUAGAGAAUGUAUAACAUCCCAUGUGGAUUCGAAGUCGGCAGCCAGUGUAUCAUCGCCCCGACAAUCACAGGAUCCUUCAUUACAAUCCAUGACCAAUAUACCUCGAUACAUUCCCAUAGCUCCACAACAGAGGGCAAGCAUCGUUCCACGCACUCCAAGAGUGUUGACUGUAUCGUCUUCAUCUAAACGAAUAAAUGCGUCUGUCGUAGACAGAUUGAAUGAUUUUUCUAGCGUAUUGCCGUAUGCGUCAUCAGGAAACAGUGUAACCAAUCAAACUAAUGAGAUUCCUGCGAUGUUACAAAGUCAACACUCAUCAGAAACCCGCUCUUCUCAGAUCACACAGCGUGUCCCAAGUCAGAAAAUGCAGGUCACUAAAUGCGAUCAGGAUUCUUUUUCUAGCAGUAACCACAAUAACAAAUCAAUCGAUCAGAACCAUGAUUCAAUUGUUGACUUUUCAGGUAAACAAGACUCUAAUGCCACCCAUUACCAACAACCUAACCCGCAAUUAUCUAUACCUCGGCCAGGUAGUGCAAGGCCACGUCGUCCCGCUCAAGCUAGCGGCCGAUCGCUGCCUGAAGACGAAACUGUCAGUUCUGCCACGGAAUUCCGUAAUACUUUGAGCAGGACAUAUGACACACAAGAAGUCGUGAUCAGUGCAAAACCUCCUCGACCAUUGCAGAGACCGACUACUGCACGAACGCAGAUCCCUGUUGGAGAUCAACCUGUUGAGGCACGUGGCAUUCCACGACCUCGAACAGCCAGGAUGUUGCCUACAACACCACAACGUAAGCCGCAACUGGAGAAAUACCCAUCCCAAACUGAAACUGGACCAAGGACUAUUGUGACAAAGGCUAUUGUUCAUUCUCCACGACCGCCGAGCGCUCCAGCAGAAAGUCGGAUACGCGUGCCGGAUGUCACAGAGUAUGUUACCCAUGAUGCUUCAGUUCCAGUACCAAGCAGAAUAGCUGUGCGCACAAAAACACCUAAAAAACCAUCUUUGAAUUUCCAUUUUGAUUCUCACAAAAUUACAACACAGAAGAAUAGUACUGAACAACAGGACACACUGCCUCCAAAAGUGUAUUCUACUUUCGAAGAGGCAAUGGCAGACUAUUUAGAGCGUGCUGCGGCAGACAACAUAUUUAGCGAAAAUGUGCUGAACGGAUUUCGUAAAAGUCUCAUCAAACUGGAGAAAUUAAAAUUCGCAAAGAUAGAAGACAAAAUGACCUUAUUUCUAAAUAAGAUGGACGAAUAUUUAGAACGCUCAGGAAAAGUAAUACCAGACUGGUUUAAACCACUUCGAUUUAGAAAAACUGUUGAAGAACCCGUUGUGGUCACGUUUGAUCCAGCUACUUACUUUAAAAACAGGCGGAAGUGUAAAUAUCAACACAACAAAGGUGCUUUUGAGCGACAGAACACAAAGGAUACUGACCCGAACGUGACGUGGAAUGGUAUCAAAAAGUGUCGGUACCUCAGAAUACCCAACGAAAUGAUUGAUCAUUCAGGAAUGCGUACUCUUGGAACAGACCAGAUUCAGCUAAUGAAAACACUCAAAGGCAUUGACUGA
Molecule: messenger RNA, 3126 nt
Organism: Ylistrum balloti
Lineage: Eukaryota; Metazoa; Mollusca; Bivalvia; Pectinida; Pectinidae
Product: nascent polypeptide-associated complex subunit alpha, muscle-specific form-like
Exons: 1
Coding region: 1-3126 (1041 amino acids)
Source: RefSeq, a predicted model, not a curated record